ACUGUUGGUGAUUUGGCAGGCAAUGCAAAAAUAGUCGGAGGAGCAAUUUCAACGCCGGGAAAGUGGCCAUGGCAGGGGUUAUUAGUGCAUUCAGUGACCAAUAUAACUUUUUGUGGCUGUUCUCUCAUUUCUGAACGAUACGUGUUAACUACCGCCAGCUGCACUGCCGGGGAAACCGAAUUCUAUGUAAUAUUUGGUGUAUUCGACUACAAAAACAUAGGUGCUGGUUCGAAAUCUUAUUCGAUUCUGCAGGAAAUCGAACACUCAGGUUAUGAACCGAGAACCUUUAAAAAUGACAUUGCGUUGUUAAAGACUCGAGAGCCGGUCCUCUACACAGACACCAUUAAAGCAAUUGCACUUCCAAGCCAAGGCAUCAACGUUCCCGCUGGUACUUUAUGCUGGAUUACUGGAUGGGGCAAAACUUCAGAAAAUGCAGUUUCAUCGCCGUCAGUAUUACGCGAAGCACAAGUUCCCGUUGUCAGUCAGUCGCUAUGCAGACUUUGGCUUUUACCAAAUGUUAUAUACGACGUCCAACUCUGCGCAGGGUACCAGGCUGGCGGAGUCGGUAUCUGUAAAGGGGAUGGUGGUGGACCACUAGCAUGUAGUACUUCUACGUCCACCUAUGUCUUACAAGGAAUAGCUAGCUUCAGUGUCGGCUGCGCGCGACCACUGAAACCAGGGGGGUACACAAGAGUUUCGGAAUUUGCAGAUUGGAUUUAUGCAAAUACUGAUAUUGUUCGGCCACCUACAACGAGCACGGCAAGUUCAAGCAACACGAAGUUACCAAAGAACAUUGGUGCAUUUUGUCUUUGGUUAUCUAUGUUUUAUAUUCUGUGUCCGUACAUUUCCAUUUAUUAAUUUACUUUUAUGGGAAAUAUUGUACAGAAGUAGUUUUAAUUAAUGUAAUCCCAUAAUUUGUUUAACUGUUUUUUCGGUGGAAUUUCUUUUUGGGGGUUUUGUUUUUCCAUCAUAUUCCAAUCUUUUUAUAAAUGUUCUUCAAGGCCGACUCCCCCCAUUGCACGGGUUGUGUCCUUACGCAUACUUUUCUUCCAAUUGGAACUUUUCCUUUUUAACCUAUAGCUAUUUAUGUGAGUAACUUUUAUGUUGAUUUAUGUGUAUACUUUGUGCAUUCGUGCAAAUAAAAUAUCAAGGGAUUCAAGUAAA
Molecule: messenger RNA, 1164 nt
Organism: Ciona intestinalis (vase tunicate)
Lineage: Eukaryota; Metazoa; Chordata; Ascidiacea; Phlebobranchia; Cionidae
Source: RefSeq, a predicted model, not a curated record